AUGGCUCUGUCCCUGGCCGGCGAGUGGGCCCCCGGAGACGGCGGAGAUUCUCUCGGGAUGAGCCCCGCCAGCCUCGCUGCCUACCACCCCUCCUUCCCCCCUCCUGCCGCCCAGUACUUCGAGGAGGCCCCCGACUUCUUCCAGCCCUUGAAAUCCCUGGGCGGGUUUGUCCCCCCCGCCUCCCCGCCUCUGCCCCCCUUCAGCUACAGCAGGGUCCCCGCUUUCCUGAGCCACCCGCUCCCCCUGCCCGCCGAGCCUUUCUCCGGCCUCCCCCUGCCCCUCUACGCCAAGCCGCCGACCCCCUUCUCCCCCAGGCCCACGGGCUCGCCCACGGCGCCCUGCCCCAGCCCCCCCCGCAGGGCUGCCCGCAGCCCGGGGGCCGGCGGGCCGGCGGGGCAGAGCUACCGGUACCACUUCACCGAGGAGGAGCUGAACGCGGUGCUGUACGGGCCGCUGCGGGGCAGCCAGCCGGCCGGCAGCCUCCACGCCAUCCCGCCCGCCAGCCCGGGUAAGGGGGCGCCCGGUGUGUGCGCAAGGGGCUGCCGGCUUGGGGGGGGGCACCGGGGGGCACGGUCGGGUUUGGGGUGUGCGGGUGGGGUUUGGGGACGGUCCUCCAAGAGGGGCGGUGGCAGCCAGGCUUCCCCGGGCAUCGCCGGGGCCACCUCGGGUUUCCCCUUCCCCGCUGUUUAUCUCUUGCGUUACGAACCCACAGCUUUUGCCCCGCUGCACCGGCACGGCCGGCGCCGGGCUGAGGAAGAUGGGGGGGGGGUGUGGGGUGUGUGUGUGUGUCCUUCUUCUGCAGGUGCCGCGGACUCCUCCGCCCCGCUGCUCGACAGGGACUCGCUGCAGCUGCCCGAAGGGCUCUCGGUGCUGCGGAUGGCGUACGGGGACGUGUCUCGGCUCGGGGUCAUCUGCACGGAGCCCAUCCCCAAAGGAGUCCGCUUCGGCCCUUUCCAAGGCAGAGUGGUCAACACCAGCGAGAUCAAGACUUACGACGACAACUCGCUGAUGUGGGAGAUCUUCGAAUACGGCCGCCUGAGCCACUUCAUAGACGGGAAGGGCGCCUCUGGCAACUGGAUGUCUCUGGUGAACUGCGCCAGGUUCCCCGAGGAGCAGAAUUUGACGGCUAUCCAGUGCCAGGGGCAAAUCUUCUACGAGAGCUGCAAGGAAAUCUUACCCACGCAGGAGCUGCUGGUGUGGUACGGCGAUUGCUACGUGAAGUUCCUGGGCAUCCCCAUCAGCCUGAAGGGCAUGCCGGAGGGGAAGAGACCCCCGCAGCACCCCGAAGAAGCCGGGGAGAGCUUCAAGUGUGAGCGCUGCGGCAAGGUUUUUGCCUACAAGUACUACCGGGACAAGCACCUCAAGUACACUCGCUGCGUGGACCAGGGGGACCGCAAAUUUCCUUGUCACCUUUGCAGCCGAUCCUUUGAAAAAAGAGACAGGCUGAGGAUCCAUGUUCUCCACGUUCACGAAAAGCACAGACCUCACAAGUGCUCAGUGUGUGGGAAGAGCUUUUCUCAGUCCUCCAGCCUGAACAAACACAUGAGGGUUCACUCUGGGGAGCGCCCCUACAAAUGUGUCUACUGCAACAAGGCAUUCACAGCGUCCAGCAUCCUGCGCACUCACAUCCGCCAGCAUUCGGGGGAGAAGCCCUUCAAGUGCAAGCACUGCGGCAAAACCUUCGCCUCACACGCUGCCCACGACAGCCACGUGCGCCGCACGCACAGCAAGAAGGGCUGCACUUGCUCGGUGUGUGGCCAGCACUUCCCAGAGCAGGAGGCUUACCACUUCCACAUGAAGAUUCACGCUGCUCAUUAG
Tyto alba (common barn owl) is the source of this 1818-nucleotide messenger RNA. It is a transcript of the gene PRDM14, whose product is annotated as PR/SET domain 14. The record is from RefSeq and is a predicted model, not a curated record. The coding region runs from base 1 to 1818 and encodes 605 amino acids. Gene Ontology annotation, cellular component: nucleus. Gene Ontology annotation, molecular function: RNA polymerase II transcription regulatory region sequence-specific DNA binding; protein binding. Gene Ontology annotation, biological process: regulation of transcription by RNA polymerase II. Lineage: Eukaryota; Metazoa; Chordata; Aves; Strigiformes; Tytonidae. The transcript has 6 exons.